Trichophyton benhamiae CBS 112371 is the source of this 1806-nucleotide messenger RNA. RefSeq lists its product as uncharacterized. NCBI's taxonomy places the organism in Eukaryota, Fungi, Ascomycota, Eurotiomycetes, Onygenales, Arthrodermataceae. The record is from RefSeq and is a predicted model, not a curated record. The transcript is spliced from 4 exons. Gene Ontology annotation, biological process: Golgi to plasma membrane transport. Gene Ontology annotation, cellular component: exomer complex. The coding region runs from base 1 to 1806 and encodes 601 amino acids. Gene Ontology annotation, molecular function: protein binding.
AUGAGGGUUGAGGUGAAGAUCCCCGGAAGUCUGGAGAGCUAUUGCAUCGACGAGCGAGGGGACAAGCGUGUUGCAACUGAAGCGUUAUGGCUGGAGACAUUCGUGUGCGGCGUGCUAAGGUCCUACUCCUAUGCGGACGACGGAAGCGGGGAUGCCAUCAAGAAGAUCGUGGGCGUGAGACGGUUCAACCCGAUCACCAACACGGAGAUGGAACACAAAUUCCUCGAUGCGGCAGAAAGGCUCUUCUUCAACGGCCGACAACUUAGUUCCGACCCUGAAACCCAAGUCCCCAACACAGUCACCAACCAUCUUACCUCCGGCCUUUUAAAAUACAUCAAUACAACGGGACGAUAUGUGUCUGGCAUUAACCUGUUCGAGAAGCUCCGAGCACGAGAAGUAGAGGUAUCAUCUCUUCUUGCACGGGUUCUGAUAUCAGCCGAUGAAGAGGUGCAGGCUGUUCGAUUGAUGCACGAUGCUCUCAAGGAUAUACCCAUGGACUAUGCUCUGCUGGACUGCCAGGCUGCGUUCUGUCAAAGCAAAGGUGAGCAUGAAAUGGCGCUUGAGUGCGCCAAACGCAGCGUGACGGCGGCACCGAGCGAGUUUAGCUCCUGGAUCCGGCUGGCGGAGGUAUAUGUGAGCCUUGAAAAGUGGAAUCUGGCACUGUUGACCCUGAACUCUUGUCCGAUGUUCAACUACCAGGACCGAGACUCACCGCGGAUGCCUCAGCCAACCCGCGUCAUCCUUCCUGUGCUUCCCGAAAGCCUGCUGGACGAGAUUGAUGAGGGCCAACCCAAAGAAGGCACUCCGCAUGACAUGGUGCAUCCAACUCUACGAAAAUUGCAUGCAGGCAACUAUCAGGGAACGUUUUUGAAGGCGUACAACCUGUUGACCAAGAUUGCCGCAAGCAUUGGAUGGGAUCAGCUCCUAAAGAUCCGAAGCGAGGUGUUUGUCAUGGAGGAAGAGUACAGGGUGGAACGACAGACGGCAACCCGACCAGGAAGCACCACUCACAAUGCCAGCACAGUAGCCCUACAUGACGGCGCAAGUCAGGCUACCAGGACAACCCAGGAAGACGGCGACGGCGACGGCGACGACGACGACGAUGAUGAUGGUGACAAGUCUGAGAAUGAGCAGGGAGCCUCGGAGCAAAAUGGAGGUGAAGGCGGCGAACCCAAGCAGUCUUCUGAGCACCAUGGGAUCGAGAAACCCAACCAGACAGUUGCCUCAGAGGUAGUCAAGUCCGGCAACGACGAUAACCAAAUGCAGCAGGAAAACACCAAUUCCACGUCCCAGUUCCACAACAAACGUCUGUGCGAGCGCUGGCUGGACAACCUGUUCAUGGUGCUGUACGAAGAUCUACGGGUGUACACCAUCUGGCGGUCUGAAAUGGCGCAGUCCCGGCAACAGUCCCUUGACUACAAGAAAUCGCCUACCGAGUGGGAGAUCCUCGGCGAGCUGGCCGAGCGACUGCACCACCUGCCCGAGGCCAUCGAGGCGUACAAGUACUGUCUGUCUGUGCGGUUCUCGCCCAAGGCCUUACGGGGUAUCUUGAAGAUGUACGAGCGCCAGAACGAUACGCGAGGCAUGCUCAACGCCUUGAUCAGGUUGAUAGCCUGGCAGUACCGCUGGUACUCUGAGUUCUCCCCGGACCUGCUGUACAUCAUCCGCAAGCUGAUCGAGGAAGAGGGCGCGGUCAAAGUCCGCAGCAUCGUGCAGGCGACCAACCUGCCUCAACCCAUCCUCGAUCUCACGCACCAAUACUGCCAGCUCUGCGCGACGUUCCGAAGCAGCGGAAGCGACGGCUAG